AACCAAACCAAGAAAAACCCAAAAUGCAACCUGAACCCGACCCGUAAAACCUGCACUCACGUCAACCCAACAUGACCCGAAAGAGUCGAUCCUGCGUACUUACUACGUAGCUAGCCGCCUAUCGUUAACUGCUUCCACCUUCUGAACCGGCGGAGAGGUGGAGAAUGGGUAGCGGAGGAGAAAAGGAUCUUCACAUAGCAGCAAGGUCAGGUGAACUAAAUGACGUUCGGGCUAUUCUCGGUUCUAAUCCUUUAGCCAUCAAUGCCAGAGAUAAGCACUCAAGAACUCCACUACAUUUAGCAGCAUGGUCUGGGCACACAGAGGUUGUGAAUUAUCUCUGCAAACAGAAGGCUGAUGUUGGUGCAGCUGCCAUGGACGACAUGAGCGCAAUUCACUUUGCUGCUCAAAAGGGACAUUUAGAAAUAGUUCGAACUCUGUUGUUAUUUGGAGUCUCAGUCAAAGCUUCGAACCGGAAGGGCCUAACUCCACUUCACUAUGCUUCUCAAGGGUCUCAUCUGGAGCUUGUGAAAUACUUGAUAAGGAAAGGUGCAAAUCUUGGUGCCAAAACAAAAGCUGGGAAGACCCCCCGUGAUCUUGCACGUAGUGACGGAAUCCGCUUGCUUCUGGAAGAAUAUGAAAAGUCAGCCAAAAGAGAAAAUCCAAGUGGUAGUCGGAAAGUUGAAAACUCUGAACCAAAGCCAUCGGAGUCGGAUAAAACAGAAAAGCCUUCCAAGGUGAAAAGUGCUGCUGCCGAGAUUGAUGAACAAGGGGAUGAAAUGGGGAAGAGGAAGGUUGAAGAAGAUAACAAGGGAGAAACAGCAACAAAACCAAAGAAGGCUAAAGUAGCACUGAACCAUCUUCUGAGUGAAGAUGAUACUCAAGAAGAUGAAGCUUUGUGAAAUAAGUGAAAGAAUGACUAUAACUUAAAGAGUUUCCCAUGAGCUAUUGGCAUUCACUAUUAGUGUUCAAAUUAAUUAGAGUUUUCAAAAUAUGGUUUCUUGUCAUUGUUGUGGGAUAAGAAUUUCUUUUUUUUUUUUUUUUUUUUUUUCAGUCUUAAAAAGGGUUUUCUUUCAAAGUGGAACUUGAGCGGAUAGAAAAAUUACCGAGUAUGUAUGUAGGUAGUAAUACUUGUGGUGGUUUCUUGUCAUUGUUGUGAUAUAGGUAGUAAUACUUGCACAUUAUUGCCGGGCA
Messenger RNA from Carica papaya (papaya), 1191 nucleotides. RefSeq names its product Ankyrin repeat family protein. Lineage: Eukaryota; Viridiplantae; Streptophyta; Magnoliopsida; Brassicales; Caricaceae. The record is from RefSeq and is a predicted model, not a curated record. Gene Ontology annotation, biological process: protein K6-linked ubiquitination. Gene Ontology annotation, cellular component: BRCA1-A complex; BRCA1-BARD1 complex. Gene Ontology annotation, molecular function: ubiquitin-protein transferase activity; protein binding.